AGGCAAUUCAGCUCCUCCACAUCCCGGGCAAAGGAGAUCCAAGACGCAUACAUUCUCAGUGCAGUCAGAACCCCCGUCGGAGUUUUCAAUGGAGCUCUCUCGUCGGUAUCAGCACCCAAACUCGGCUCCUACGCCAUCAAGGAAGCCAUUGCCCGUUCAAACGUCCCCAAAGAGCACAUUCGCGAUGUCUACAUGGGCCAAGUUUUGCAGGGAGGUGCCGGUCAAGCACCAGCAAGACAAGCAGCCAUCUUUGCUGGCCUCGAUCCCUCGGUAGAAGCGACAACCAUCAAUAAAGUAUGCGCCUCGGGCAUGAAGGCCGUCUCAAUAGCCGCCAUGAAGAUCCAGCUCGGAUUGGCUGAAGCACAAGUUGCUGGAGGAAUGGAAAACAUGACCCAGGUCCCAUACUACCUGCCACGAUCAUCUCAACUCCCGCCGUUCGGCAACAUCAAGCUCGACGACGGGUUGAUCAAGGAUGGUCUGUGGGAUGUAUACAACCAGAUUCACAUGGGCAACUGCGCCGAGAAGACAGCCAAGGACCACGGAGUCACUCGUCAAGAGCAGGAUGAUUACGCUGUUCAAAGUUACAAGCGCGCACAAGAAGCCUAUAAACAGGGACUCUUCCAGGAAGAGAUUGUUCCAGUGACAAUCAAGGGCAAGAAGGGCGAUACAGUCGUGUCAGAAGACGAGGGUGUGUACAGACUCAAGCUUGACAAGGUGCCUACCCUGAAGCCUGCCUUUGACAAGUCUGGCUCGGGUACCGUGACAGCUGCCAACAGCUCGGGACUGUCAGACGGAGCCUCGGCAUUGGUUCUUGGUAACAAGGAGUUGGCCAAGAAGUACGGCAAAGGCAACAAAUUGCUCGCACGUAUCGUAGCAACGGCAGACGCAGCAACCGAUCCCAUCGACUUCCCGAUCGCACCCUCCAAGGUCGUCCCUAUCGUGCUCGAAAGAGCAGGCAUCACCAAGGAUCAGGUCAAGGUGUGGGAGUUCAAUGAGGCCUUCGCCGCGGUAAUCAAGGCAAAUGCCAAGAUUCUCGGACUUGGUAACGACAAUGUCAACCCCAGAGGCGGAGCAAUCUCGCUCGGACACGCAUUGGGAAGCUCAGGGUCAAGAAUCUUGGUGACGCUGCUGCAUCAACUCAAGAAGGGCGAAUAUGGCUGUGCUGCCAUCUGCAACGGAGGUGGUGCAGCGACGGGUAUCGUGGUGCAAAUGGUCGAUGCAGAUGAGCUGUGA
This is a messenger RNA of Aureobasidium namibiae CBS 147.97, 1233 nucleotides long. RefSeq names its product thiolase. The annotation marks the transcript as partial. Gene Ontology annotation, molecular function: acetyl-CoA C-acetyltransferase activity. The transcript is spliced from 3 exons. The record is from RefSeq and is a predicted model, not a curated record. Gene Ontology annotation, biological process: fatty acid beta-oxidation. Lineage: Eukaryota; Fungi; Ascomycota; Dothideomycetes; Dothideales; Saccotheciaceae.